Messenger RNA from Microthlaspi erraticum, 714 nucleotides. The record is from the annotation of a GenBank genome assembly. Lineage: Eukaryota; Viridiplantae; Streptophyta; Magnoliopsida; Brassicales; Brassicaceae.
AUGUCUUCUUCUUCAUGUGCAAUCUUCUUCUUCUUUGCUUCCACAUUCCUCUACACUUCAUCGUACUCAUUCAACAUCACAGAAAUCUUAGACCAAUACGAUGAUUUCUCCACCUUCAACGCCCUCCUCUCCCAAACCAAACUCGCUUCUACCAUCAACCACCGUAAAACCAUAACCGUCCUCGCUUUCUCCAACGAGGCAAUCUCAACCUUCUCCGGCCAAUCAAACACCGUGAUCAAGGAUAUCCUCAGCCUCCACAUCAUUUUAGAUUACUACGACAUCGAGAAACUCGAGAACAUGAACAAGAUGUCACUCAUCCUCCCCACGCUCUUCGAAUCAAGCGGUGACGCUAAAGGCAAACAAGGGUUCUUGAACGCAACCCUUACGAGAAACGGAGACAUUGUGUUUGGAUCUGCGGUUCCUGGCUCUAUCCUUAACUCUAAGGUUGAAGAGUCUGUGGCGUCACAGCCGUUUAACGUCUCGGUGCUUCAUAUCAGCAAUGCUAUAAUGAUUGACGUUGGAGCUCACGCACCUACUGGUUCUUCUUCACCGGUUUCAUCUCCACCAAGACCACGCCCUGCACAAUCUCCUCAUGAUAGUGGUGAUCAUGAAAAUGCUGACUCAGCCAAUGGAGUUUCAAAACUCAAUUCUCGGUUUGACUUGGCGUUUGCGCUGGUCAUGUCAUCGUUUUUGUGGUUCAUGACGGUUUUGUGA